UUCUAUAAGACGUAUUCCAAGCAACAGAUAAAGGUAUCGAUAAACGCAACGUUUAUUCGUAAAUUUGUGACACGAAUCUAAAAAUGAACAGAGCUGUAACUUCAAUUCUUUGUUUGAUUUUAAUUAUUUCUUUGGUAGCAAUAAUAUUAUACUUGACUAUUCGUGAGCCGAGUGAUAAAGUCGUCGAUGAUCAAAAAGUAGAAACAUUCAAAAAUAAGGUAAAAUCGGCAUCAUCAUUACUCAACAGCCUUUGGAGUGUAGAGAAUUGUCAACCUAUUGUUGAUGAAGCAAAUGAUUCUGAUUUUAUUGAUAAAUUCAUUAGACGUUUUACCGUUGGGAAUUCUCAAGAUUAUAUAUCGACAGGAGGUAUAGCUGAUUUCGCUUGUAGUAUCUCACAUCACUAUGCACAUACAAAUAAAAACGUAAAUUACAAAAUUUGUCUUGAGAAAAUAAUUGAUUAUUAUUAUGAUAAACUGUUUAAAAAGUUGAAUCCUCAGAAAUUUACAAUGGCCAUUAAUGAAUAUGCUCUAUACGUGACAAGAAUUUUUAUUUUAUACGGGUAUCACUUGGAAAAAGAUGGAACAGCCAACUUCUAUAAAGAAAAAUGUCAUCCUGUUAUUGUCAAAUUGUUGCCGAAAUUCAAUUGUAUUGUUGAUAAAGAUAGCUUUGGAGAUAUUAAUUCUCUUUGGAUUAAUACAACCCGUCUGUUAACUCUUUAUCUCUGCGAUAAAGACCAGUAUGAUAAAGAAGUAAACAGUCCUGAAAUGACAACAUUCCGUAGUACCGUUGAUUCAGAUAUAAAAAAAGACCAUAGUAAUUCGUUUUAUUUAACUAUCGACUACAACUUUUACUUUAAAUUGUAUAAGAUUAUAGUUGAAAGCUGAGGAUGAAAAAUUUAUUUAUUAUCUUCAUGAUUAAACGUUAAAUAAUUAAUCAUAUUUGAGUACGAUUUUCAAAAAGCUGAAUUACAUGGAGAUAAAUUUAUGGUAACAAUUACAAUAUACUAUGGAAAUGGUGUCCAUGUCUUAUGGUAACAAAUUUUUUUUCAACAUCGAUUAUAAGAAUGAC
Messenger RNA from Microplitis demolitor, 1068 nucleotides. RefSeq lists its product as uncharacterized. The transcript has a single exon. NCBI's taxonomy places the organism in Eukaryota, Metazoa, Arthropoda, Insecta, Hymenoptera, Braconidae. Bases 84 to 884 code for a protein of 266 amino acids. The record is from RefSeq and is a predicted model, not a curated record.